Oppiella nova is the source of this 801-nucleotide messenger RNA. Lineage: Eukaryota; Metazoa; Arthropoda; Arachnida; Sarcoptiformes; Oppiidae. The record is from the annotation of a GenBank genome assembly.
AUGACUGACAUCGUAAUUGUGAAUGGUGCGCGUACAGCUAUGGGUGGUUUUCAAGGAAGCCUGACCAGUUUGACUGCGCCAGAACUAGGUGCUGCGACGAUUAAAGAAGCCAUUGUCCGUGCGGGCUUACAACCAAAUGAUGUACAAGAAGUCAUUAUGGGAUGUGUUUUACCUGCGGGUUUAAAACAAGGCCCGGCACGCCAAGCGAUGCGCAAAGCAGGUUUACCUGAUUCAACCGGCGCUGUAACCAUUAACAAAUUGUGUGGUUCAGGCAUGAAAGCAGUUAUGCAGGCUGCGGAUGCAAUCAAAGCAGGUUCAGCAGAAGUGAUUGUUGCUGGUGGUAUGGAAUCGAUGACCAACGCACCUUAUCUUUUACCAAAAGCACGUAGUGGAUAUCGUAUGGGCCAUGGCGAAGUAAAAGAUCAUAUGUUCUUUGAUGGCUUAGAAGAUGCUGAAACAGGUCGUUUAAUGGGUUCUUUUGCCCAAGAUAUGGCAAAUAGCAAAGGCUAUACACGUCAACAGAUGGAUGAUUUUGCGAUUCGUUCUUUACAACGUGCACAAAAAGCCAUUACUGAAGUUUCAAGCCGUAAAGGCGAUGUUGUUAUAGAUCAAGAUGAACAACCAUUUAAUGCCAAUAUCGACAAAAUUCCUAGCUUGCGCCCUGCGUUUGCCAAAGAUGGAACAAUCACGGCAGCCAAUGCCAGUUCAAUUUCAGAUGGUGCAUCUGCGCUGUCAAUAUUCAUGGUGGUGCAUGUGCCCUCGGCCAUCCUGUUGGUUCUACAGGUUCACGCAUCAUCCUGA